Molecule: messenger RNA, 1448 nt
Organism: Scatophagus argus
Lineage: Eukaryota; Metazoa; Chordata; Actinopteri; Scatophagidae
Product: 1-acylglycerol-3-phosphate O-acyltransferase ABHD5-like
Exons: 7
Coding region: 109-1257 (382 amino acids)
Biological process (GO): negative regulation of triglyceride storage; positive regulation of triglyceride catabolic process
Cellular component (GO): lipid droplet
Source: RefSeq, a predicted model, not a curated record
UAUCAAUCUUUAUUAAAUUUUAAACUUAGUUUACGCUAUGCAAUUGAAUGCAGCAUAAAAUAUCUUAGCUGCCGUACUUUCUGACAUGGUCGCAAGCCACUUUACACCAUGCGAAGGAUGGCGGAGGAGAUACAACCUACCCAGGUUCAAAGCUCCUGGAUAUCAAGUUGGCUUCCCUCUUGGUGUCCCACAUCUCCCUCUCGGCUGAAAGAUGCAGAAGAAAAAAUGCUUAAGAGUGUGAAGCGGCCUUUCUCCAGGCAGCACGUCCGGAUAUCCAACAGCAACUAUCUCUGGACCUUAGCUUUUUCCACUCAUCCUCAACUACACUCUCUCUCCGCACCCCCUGCCCAGACCGGGCCGCCUCUGGUUCUGCUGCAUGGCUUUGGAGGCGGAGUCGCACUUUGGGCCCAAAACCUGGACACACUGUCUGACAGUGGGCCGGUCUACGCUCUAGACCUGCUGGGCUUUGGCAGGAGCAGCCGCCCCGAGUUCCCAACCGACCCGGAGGGGGUUGAGGAGCAGUUUGUGGCAACUCUGGAGGAGUGGAGGGAGAGGGUGGGACUGGAGGAAAUGGUGUUGCUGGGACACAACCUUGGAGGAUACCUGUCUGCUGCCUACACACUCAAAUAUCCACACAGGGUAAAACAUCUGCUGCUGGUGGAGCCAUGGGGGUUCCCAGCUCGUCCAGAUAACCCCAACCACAGCUCCAUUCCAGUGUGGAUCAGAGCCAUGGGGGCUGUCAUGAGCCCCUUCAACCCUCUGGCUGGACUCAGACUGGCUGGGCCUCUAGGUCCAAUGCUGGUCCAGACAAUCAGGUCAGACUUCAAGCAGAAAUACUCUUCAGUGUUUGAUGACAAUACAGUAUCUGACUACAUCUACCAUCUGAAUGCCCAGACUCCAAGUGGAGAGACAGCCUUUAAGAACAUGACCAUUCCCUAUGGCUGGGCUAAGAGGCCCAUGCUGGAGAGGAUCGGCCAGGUCCAGGCUGACAUUCCUGUUUCCUUCAUCUACGGUUCACGCUCCAGCAUUGACAGUGACUCUGGAUAUGCGUUUAAGAAAACCAGACCAGAUGUGGAAAUCAGUGUGAUCAGAGGAGCGGGCCAUUAUGUUUUCGCUGACCAGCCUGAUGACUUCAACCAGACAGUUCUGCAGAUCCUCCACAGGAUGGAGAAGAAAAGUGACAAUGAAGGAACAAAGCAGCAAGAGCUCCCUCAGUCAGACGACACACAGGAGGGCACAACUAGCCCAAACCCAUGACACAGCCACAACAGUUUAUCUGUAAGCCUCUUCAUCAUGCACUUUACUCUGAAGAGAUACCCAUCACUGACUGAGGACACUUUACUUAUCAUUCCAUGGUGUAAUGCUCCCUAAGGCUUGGGGUCAAAGAUCAGAUGAUGCCACCAGCCUUGUGUAAAGAAAUUUUGUAAAUAAAUGUCAGUUGCAGUCUG